Messenger RNA from Linum trigynum, 1578 nucleotides. The record is from the annotation of a GenBank genome assembly. NCBI's taxonomy places the organism in Eukaryota, Viridiplantae, Streptophyta, Magnoliopsida, Malpighiales, Linaceae.
CCUGCGGAGAGUUCACAGAUGGUGGAUCCAAAUCAACAAUGCAACCAAAGCUUCUUCAAACCCUUCCGUAUUUAGUCUUCAUCUCCAUCCUCUUCCUCUAUCUGUACUCUUUUGCCCUCAGUCCUUACUCGUUGCCAUCUUCUGCUUCCAACUCCGCUCCGCAUCUUUCAUCAUCGCAGCCCUGCAAUCUCUUCAACGGGAGCUGGGUUCUGCCCUCCAACCGCCCGAGACCUUUCUACGAUGACUCCUGCCCUUUCCACAGAAACGCCUGGAACUGCAUUAGGAACAACCGAGAGAACAUGGAUCUCAUCAGUUUCUGGCAAUGGGUGCCUCAAGAUUGCGAAUUGCCUCGUAUCGAUCCGGAGAGGUUUCUGGGUUUCAUGAGGAAUAAGAAAAUCGGGUUUAUUGGGGAUUCGUUGAAUGAGAACUUUCUGGUCUCAUUUCUGUGUAUUCUUAGAGUGGCUGAUAAUGGAGCUAGGAAGUGGAAGAAGAAGGGGGCAUGGCGCGGUGCUUAUUUCCCCAAGUUCAACGUCGUUGUUGCCUAUCACCGUUCAGUGCUGCUUGCUAAAUAUAACCAAAAGGGUAUGCAUCUGACCAAUGAGGGAGUGAAGGGAACUCAUCGAGUAGACAUUGAUGUACCCGGGGACGAGUGGGCCAACGUUACCAGCUUUUAUGACGUCCUCAUUUUCAACACAGGACAUUGGUGGAGUUAUGCUAAAUUCCCAAAGGAGGCACCUCUUGUUUUUUACCGUGGAGGGCAACCAGUGUAUCCCCCUCUUGGGUUGUUUGACGGGCUGAAGAUUGUUCUCGAGAACAUGGUUUCGUAUAUUGAACAACAAGUUCCAAAGAAGACGGUCAAGUUUUGGCGCCUACAAUCGCCGAGGCAUUUUUAUGGUGGUGAAUGGAAUCAGAAUGGAAGUUGCUUGUUCACCAAACCCCUCAGGGAGAAUGAGCUUGAUACUUGGUUUAACCCCGAAAGGAAUGGAGUGAACCGGGAAGCAAGACAAAUCAAUCGGGUAAUCGAGGAUACACUGGAAGGCAGGGACAUAAAGUUACUGGAUUUGACACAUCUGAGUGAGUUCAGAGCGGAUGCCCACCCAGCGAUUUGGCUUGGGAAGAAAGACGCUGUGGCAGUUUGGGGCCAGGACUGCAUGCAUUGGUGUCUGCCUGGCGUCCCAGACACUUGGGUCGAUAUACUGUCGAAGCUGAUCUAUGAUAAUGUGGAACCAGCAGUUGGAUGAAAGAAACUCUUGUGGAGAUAUCAGAUAUGACAUUCAAUUUUGUAGGUAGGUCCUUCACACCUCGGCACAUAGAUUUCACCAACGAGAGCGCUCAAUAUUUUUCAUGGUGCUGUUACAAAAGCUUGAAUUUCAAUGAGGAAUCGGGCAAAUCAUAUUCGACAUAGACGGAUAUAAAUCAUAUGCAUCAGAGUUAUUCAGCGAAUUUGUUGAUUCGGAUUUCCUCAUGUUGUCUUUCGGAUAUGUUUGUAAUUUCUGAACUGUUUUUUCCAGGGAUAACCUCAUUGUGCAUUGCUACUACAUAAUUCAAUCUUUCCUCUAUUAAAUUUGUAAAAAGUGU